AUCAGAUACCAUCAUUAUGGCUGGUCAUCACGAUAUGUUUACAUUUUAACAUAUAAAUUGGGGGUAAUGUGAUGUGGGUAUGAUAUUGUGUAGACAUCAUGUUGAAGACGUGUAUGUUACUCGGGGUGGCCUGUGUCCUGUUGCAAGUUGCGGCUGACGAUGAUUUUGGUCCUGGAGUUUGGAAGGUCCAAUUCAUAGAGAAAUGCGACCAACACCACCAUAAGUUCAUAUUCGACAUAAAACAGAAGAAAAUCAAUAGAACCCACGACGGAUUCUAUGGGGACCUUAAACUAGAUGAGACUUUCGACGAUACUUUUGGGAUCCGUGUAGAUAUAUGCAAGCACGUAGACGGCGGGUGUAAGCAGUACCAGGUGUUGUCAGACGAUUGCUUCAUCAACUUCGUCAACAAAUACGCCGAGGAAAACGCUAAGGUCGCCUUAACGUUCGCUGGUGUCUAUCCUCCCGAGUUUCCAAUACAAUCGAAUGAUUACGAGAUAAAGGACUACGUAUUCGACUACUCGGAGCUUCCAAGCGACAGUUGGUACGGCUACUUCUGUGCCAAGGCCUUCGUGCUGAAGGGAUCCGAAGAAGUCGGCUGCGUGGAGGUCCACGUUGAGUUUAUGAAAAUAGAAGAAGAUGAGGAUGAAUAGACAAUAUUAGCUGUAUAUUUUUAAUCGUAAUUAUUAUAGGCUUGACAAAAUUUUCGGUUUUGCUGUACAUAAAAUUGUUUGAAAAUUAAUUUUCGGAGAAUGUACGUAAUUAAAUAAAUACAGAAUUAUAAAAAAUAUGUUUGUAAUAAACAUUAAUGAGUAGACAAAUUACAAGUACAAGUAAAAAUGGAAAUAAAUACUGUAUGAUCAAUAAAACUGUAUUUAAUAAUU
This is a messenger RNA of Spodoptera litura, 881 nucleotides long. RefSeq lists its product as uncharacterized. The record is from RefSeq and is a predicted model, not a curated record. NCBI's taxonomy places the organism in Eukaryota, Metazoa, Arthropoda, Insecta, Lepidoptera, Noctuidae.